Folsomia candida is the source of this 1072-nucleotide messenger RNA. It is a transcript of the gene Pex2, whose product is annotated as peroxisome biogenesis factor 2. The record is from RefSeq and is a predicted model, not a curated record. The transcript is spliced from 5 exons. Bases 146 to 961 code for a protein of 271 amino acids. NCBI's taxonomy places the organism in Eukaryota, Metazoa, Arthropoda, Collembola, Entomobryomorpha, Isotomidae. Gene Ontology annotation, molecular function: zinc ion binding. Gene Ontology annotation, biological process: protein import into peroxisome matrix. Gene Ontology annotation, cellular component: peroxisomal membrane.
AUCCGAGUCUCACCCGGCUGUUUUAUUUCUGUGUUCUGACACUGCCAGAAUUUUAGGAAUUUUUGUAAAUAAAGAAUAUUUUCGAAAUAAUUAAUUAACUAGUCAUCAAAAGAGCUUUUUAGAUAACUUAAGAUAAGUCAGAAUAAUGAGUAUCUACGUAUCUCGUGUUGUUCAAUUGGACGCUUUAAUCCUGGACACCGAAUUUUAUUCCUUGAUAAAAAAUCAAGUGUUCAACAUUUUAAAUAAAUUUCAGCUCGGAGGAAUCGCUCAGAAAUAUGGACCGGAGAUUCAGCUUCUCGCUAAAUUUGUAAUUUGGAGACUCAGCACUUACCGGAAAGAUGCAUCCAUCGGCCAAACCCUUCUUGGAAUUAAGUAUUUUAGCGAUAAAUCCAUAUUGAAAUACCUCUUUGUUUUUGAAUCUGUGAUUCCAUACUUAUACGAAAGAUGCGUUCCUCUUUUAAGAUCUCAACCAUUUUAUCCAAAGAUAGAGAAACCACUACGUUAUGCCGAAGAUGCCAUAAAAAUAUGCGAAAUACUCAACUUUUUAAUGUUCCUGAUGCAAAAUAAGUACCCGUCAUUGGUCAAUCGUAUCCUGAAAGUGAAGAUGACACCUGCCUUUGACCGUGUUAAUCCGGUUGUGGGAUAUUCUUAUCAACUCCGAGAAAUGUUGUGGCACCAGUUUGCAGAUUUUUUAAUUAUCGUCCUCCCAAUUGUAAACAUCCAUCGAGUGAAGCGUUACUUACGUCAGUGGGGGUUCAAUUCAACAACAUCUUCCACACCGGUCUCAAGAAAUGGCGGAACUUUAAGCCACUCUGUCUUAAAGUGCUGUCUAUGCAACGAGGAUGCCGUGAUUCCGCAACAUUUUGACAGUUGUGUGUUUUGCUAUUAUUGUUUAAAAGCUAACAAAAUGGCAGAUCCAGAAUUUCGUUGUACAAGUUGCAUUCAUGCAAGUAAACCGUAAACUUGUUCCACCGCAGAUGAAUGUUAGACUGUUAGUAAUUUACUCAAACUUUGUCCUAUGUUAUGUGUUUUAUUAUGUUUAUUAAAUUCUGACAAUGUAUGCUUAAACCUA